AUGUCUAUCAAGGAAUCAGGUGACUCUAAUAAUGUCACAGCUCUGACGCAAGAAACAAUAUGGUUCAAGCAACCUGUGUUUGAGGCUGCAGAAGCUCAGUACCAUAUAUACCUGGCUGCCAGUGCCGACCUGAAGUCUGCCCCAGGGACUCCAGGAAAGCGACCUCAUAUCCAGGAUAACAGAUCUCACAUCAAGAAACAAAAGCCGGAUUCAAAAGCAAGUUUGGAUUUGUGGAGCAAAAAGUUUCAGGCUGAAGAAGCUGCCUUGUUGAGGACUGUGAAAAAUAUUUUUGGUCGCCUUGAGGACCUGGAAAAGGCCCAGCAGAGAAAGUCACAGAUGAUUAAGGAUGCAGCCGCCAGGCUGACAGCUGCUGUGGAAGAAUGUCAGACCAGACUCACUGACGAGCUUGUCCAGAGUGCCGGGCGGACAAAUGUCUUCAGGUCACUUCUUUCUGAGAUUGAAGAGGACCUGGACAAAAUUACCAAUAAUUUCACUGAACACAAUUGGGGUCGUUUUAAAACGCAAGAGAAGUAUUGCAGAAAAAUGAGCGACCGCUUCUCAAAGCUGGGUAGGGACUUGAAUUCAUGCAUUGAUCUUUGUAAUUGCUUUCAGGCUGAUGUUUCCAAAUCAGACAUAAAUCGUAUUGUCGGGGAGAUUGGCAGACUGUCCCUUGUGAAAAAGCAGUGGGACAGUGAUGUGUUUUUGAAGAAGAAAGAGAUUGUUGCCAACAGUAUGAAGUCAUUAUUGGCCGAUAGUGAAGAUGCUGCAGGUGGUCAUCCAAGUGAUUCAGAUUCAAGUUUGGAGGGCAGUUGUUCGGUUUCUUCAGAUGAGUCUGAAGCUAGACCUGGUGGAAAAAACCAAAAGGCACAACCAGGGAAGUCUAAUAAGAUGAAAAAAGCCACACAAAAUAUCAAAGUUGGAUUUAAUAAAUCCAUCUGGAAUGGCACUGGUCCUGCUAAAGAUGUCCGCAACAGAGCAAAUGCAGAUUUCUUUGCCAGCAGACCAAACUCAGGCCCGAAUGCACCUAUGAAAAGAAAUGCACUAGGAAUGCAGAGCUCACUUGACAAGAAGCAGGAUAUCUUCCAAUUUAAAGGAGUCCCUCGUCCUGCAACUGUUCCAUUUUUAACCCAACCAGGGUUGCUAGGACCCCGACCAAAUGUCCUCCCUAUGCCAGGACCCAAUUCACAGAUUCCUUUUAGAUUUUCUGCCUUUAAUGCAGGAGGACAGAAGCAACAUCCACUGACUAAUUUUGGGCAAUCCCGCAAUCCUAUGGCAGCAGGGAAUCGAUCAGGUUUUGGCAACGUGAAUUUCAAUUUCUCCGGCUCGCAGCCCCGUGCAUCUUCACUGGAUUUUGUCCAGAACUCUGUGUUGGCUUCCAUGAACCAACAGGCCAGAAGCAACAUCAACAACCAAAUGAAGCAGUCUAAGAUGUACCAGUUUCAACAGGACCAAGCCAAGGGAGCUAAGAAAGCUGAGCACUUACUGGGGUCUAAACCUGGCUUAGCCUACUCACUCCAGCAAGGCACUGGAGGUUCUGGUUUUGUGCAGAACCAGGCAGGAUUGCUGGGUAGUCGGCCAGGUAGUCGGGGCACACUUGAACAACAGUUGAACGAGAUGGCUCAGAAGAUCCAGCAAAUGCAGCUCGCCACAAGCCAUAAUCUGCAGCUUCAACAGCUCAUGCAGGAAACGGAAAGACUGAAACAGAUGGUGUCCCAAAAGCAGAACCAACAGCAUGAUCGGUUUCAGCAGCAGUUUCAGUUGCUGAUCAAUGCCUUUAUGCAACAGCAGCGCCAGCAGCAGUUUCAAGGCCCAGAGUCAAAAAUGGCAAGGGCAGUCCAGUUUCAAAACGCUCAAAAACAGCAGCAGCACAACAGGCAUCUGCAGCUGCAGCAGCAGAAGAAACGGAAACAGCAACAAAAUAAAGUCCAGCAGGUAAAGCAGGAGCCUCAGAAAGAGACUCCAAAGGAAGAUACUCAAACAGAGAAAGUGAAAGAAGGAUCACCUAGUGAUAAAGUGCUGCAGAAUGGAGAUAGUUCCACCAAAAAGAUAGUGGAUAAAAGAAUAAUUAACAAGAACUCCAGAGUGACCAAAAUUGGCACAUUCAGCCCACAGGCUCCAGGGGACAAGCACAAGGCAGGUGUCAGCUCACUUGUGGUCAUGGAGAGCAUCAGUUGUGUGGUGGUGGUCGACAUAAUCAACAGUUGCCUGAAGCUGUACAAUGUCACCUCAGACGCUGCCAGCGGCGGACUGUCCCACAGUCUGGUCACUCGACUGGAGUUGUCACGACCCUACUACAUGAGCCGGCUGAACAAAGAAAAGAUUGUUUUGAGUCGGGAAGGGAAGGUUCUCAGUAUAAUACGAGUAUCCAAGAAAAGGCUGGAGUUUCUCCAAGACAUCAAGACAGAAUCCCAAUAUUAUGGACUGGGCUACGUUCGAGACGACGUCAUUGUGUGCGCUGCUUUUGUAGACAACAGAAUUGAUCUUCUGAGCAUCCAAGAUGGCGUUGCUCAGACUGCUGUUCUCACUCAGUGCAAAGGUCCAGAACUUGUUGGGGCUGUCCCCAGCACUGGCUGUAUCCUGUACCUAGAGCGUAGUCUCAACAAGACGGUUCAUCUCUUAGGCAUUUCCCAGCGAGGUGAUGCAGAGCUCAGCAUUGACUUGGAGUCCAGCCCUACAGAUGUCUGGAGUGUUGCGUCUGUCCAUGACAAGAUUGUCUGCUGUAACAAACAGAGCGGCAAAAUCAAGCUGUUUUCUGAAACUGGGGUCUUUUUGGGUGAUAUUAUUUUUCCACCGGGAGCAGUAAAUCAGCCCUUUGCUAUGGCAUUCUGUGAUUCAGGUCAUAUGUACAUUGCCAAUGACGGCGCUUGGGAUAGUGAAUAUGAACAUUAUAUCACCACAGACAUUAAUGUCUACUCAUUCUCUUAG
Messenger RNA from Candidula unifasciata, 2925 nucleotides. Lineage: Eukaryota; Metazoa; Mollusca; Gastropoda; Stylommatophora; Geomitridae. The record is from the annotation of a GenBank genome assembly.